GUACACACUUUUAGGGGUUAAGCAUUUUAGGAUCUCAAUCAUCAAAUGAUCCUUCUCAUCAAAGUACACCGAAAAUGACAACAGAUAUGUAUGGUCGUUGGAUACCGGAUCCUAAUGCUGAUAUGUAUACGAGUAAAGGUUCAUGUUCAGUUCCUUCAUGGGCUCAGUCUCCCACACCCCAUCCUCAUCAACUCCAUCCCUAGUGAGUUUAAUUGCGAAAAUUUCUUAUAAGCAAAAGGGUUCAGUACCAUCUUCAAAAAUCAAGCUUUGGGAUAAAUCUAAUGUCGAUUGUGAUCCGACAGUUCAGUUGGAGAACAAUGGUCAAACAAGAACGGCGUUUUAUGCUGAAAUUGUUAAGAAUGUCAGCGAUGGUGAGUCCUCGGGAAAUGAUGACAGUUCUGAACAUGGCAGUAGUUCAGUUGAAGAUGUUACAAGUUCAAGUUCAAGCGAGGAUGGAUCAGAAUAUGAAUCAACAAGGGAGGUUGUUGAUUCUGAGGCAAAUGAGUCACUAUCUGAGAGCGAAUCCAGUCAGGACCAAGUACCUCAAGAUCAUGAAGUUCAUCAUCAAGUUGUUCCGGUUAUGAUACUCCAAGGUUUGUUGAGUGGAGAUCAUGUUUUGAAUGCGGUGAGUAUGGGCACAUUGUCAGAAACUGUCCAUAUCUCACGAAAGGAAAGGCAAAGGUUGAUGCCCCUCGUGGUAACAGUAACCAUAAAAGAUCUGUUUCAUCAAAACAGGACCCUCGUCUUGUUAAACAACGGGAAAUGAAAUAGAAAGGGAAACAAAGAAAAGAAAUUGAAAAGGUUUUAAAACCAGAGGUUGUCCAACGCAGUCUGUUAAAUCAGAUGUUAAACAUGAAAAACAAAAACUGAUUUGGAAACCAAAAUCGGAAAUUGUUUCAGGGGGAGUACAUCAAUUCCGAAUCAUUAGGAAAUGGAUGUCACAAUUCUCGAUGAUGACGGAAGACCCAAGUCUGUGAAGGCUUGGGUCCCCCUCUCCAACUAAUCUCUGAAUGAGUGUGCAGGAUGUUCCAGGAGGAACUAUUGAUAGUCUUAGGAUUGUUGAUAGUGGAGCGUCCAUGCACAAGAUCGACGACAUAACGCUCCGAAAUAUUGUUACAUCUAGGAGAAUAUUGUUGCCAUUGAUGGAGAAAGGAAAAAGAAAAGAAGAUAAAAAUUCCGAUGAAGGAAUGAUGGUGAAAGAAUGUGGUUGAAUGAAGUUGAAAAUU
This is a messenger RNA of Helianthus annuus (common sunflower), 1226 nucleotides long. RefSeq lists its product as uncharacterized. NCBI's taxonomy places the organism in Eukaryota, Viridiplantae, Streptophyta, Magnoliopsida, Asterales, Asteraceae. The transcript has 2 exons. The record is from RefSeq and is a predicted model, not a curated record. The coding region runs from base 143 to 766 and encodes 207 amino acids.